CAACCUAGAUCUGUCCCAGCCCAGCGGCCGCCGACUUCAGCGCCCAGCGCCCAGCUCCCAGCCGAGUGCCCGCUGCCGGCACCGCGACGCCAUGGAGCGCCUUGAUAAAGCGGCGCUGAACGCGCUGCAGCCGCCCGAGUUCAGAAGUGAAAAUUCGCUAGCAUCUACCCUGAAGACACUCCUGUUCUUCACAGCUUUAAUGAUCACUGUUCCUAUUGGGUUAUACUUCACAACAAAAUCUUAUAUAUUUGAAGGUGCCCUUGGGAUGUCCAAUAGGGAUAGCUACUUUUACGCUGCUAUUGUUGCAGUGGUUGCAGUCCAUGUGGUGCUGGCCCUCUUUGUGUAUGUGGCCUGGAAUGAAGGCUCAAGACAGUGGCGUGAAGGCAAACAGGAUUAAGUCAACAUCACUUUUUGAUAGCAUUAACUUCAUUUUUAUAUGGUAAAUGCUGCGGGGGCAUUGAUGAAUUUCAAUAAAAUUGACAGAACACAUGAAAUCAAUCUUAAGGAGUCACAUUUGACUAUUAUAAAUUUUGAUCCUUCUAAUACAAUGGCUUGUGUAAUUUAACUGUAUGGUUCUCUUAUUUUCAAAUGAAAGUUUGGAAAAGCUAAAUUAACUCCAAAUGAGUAUGUUACAUUAGUUACACAUUGUUCCAGGAAAGAAUUUGAUUCUUUACAAAGAAAACUUUUCAUAACAUUUUGCCUUAUAGUUUUUGAGUUUUACUGCUGGAUGUAUUAAGAUGUGUACAGCAAAGCAAACCUUACCUUCACCUUAGACUGGAACACUUUGCCUAGCAAUUAUGGAAAUACCUGGUCUUUGGAUUUGGAAUUUUUAUUUCUGUAUGGAAAAUUGCUCAAACUGUGGACAGUGGAAUUAAUCUGAAUACCCUGAGGAAUUUUGGAUGAAGCAUCAAUCCUAGUCAAUAGGACACUGUCAUUGUAUUAUCGUAUUGGGAAGGGGGCAGGGAUUAGACUAAAUCGCAGCCAUUCAUGUAAAAGAACUUGGGUUUCCUGAAGGACCCAGGGAGCAAAGGGAAGAGCUUGCUGUGUUUCAGGCACAGGCACGUAGCUUGCCUUCCGAAGGCAGGAAGCUGUGUGCUUUACAGACCAAUUUUUUCAUAGUCAAUUUUGCUCCUACAUUCAACAUUCAUGGUAGGCUUCAAUUGCAAGGCUUGUGGAAAUUCUAUUGAAGAUUGCUUUUUUUGAUUUUUAAAAAUUAUAUUGUAUGAUAUGAUAGGAAUUUACAUUUAAAAGUGUUCAUUUUUGCAUAUAUUGGGAAUAUACACAAAUCUGAAGACAGAUUAUUUUUGUUACUCAAAAAGUAUUCUUGUGAUUUCCAAUCUACAGGUUGUUUUAGUCAGAACUAAGUUAUAUCCGUGUGUCUGUAUAUUUGAAAGUAUAACAUAUAUAUAUAAAUAUAUAUAAAAUCUAUGUCUAACUACUAUAAAUAUAUAGUAGUUAGAUAAUCCUUGAGGUCCUUUCUGAUGGAAGAAAAACCAAAAACCCCAUGAUUUUAUUUUAGUAUCCUUAGUUUGUGUUCUUUCUCACCAUUUGGUAUUAUUUGUGUACAAUCUAAAAAUAGUCCCCCAAAUGUAUAUUUUUUAUUAUAAACCAUAAUAGAUGUUCUCUAUAGAAAACUGGAAAAAUUAAUAUUCAAACAGGUAAACAGUUAAAAUUGCCCAUAAUAGUGCCACCUGGAGAUAACCACUAUUUUGGUUUAGAGCCUGUGUUUUGUUUUUUUUUUUUUAAAACCAUUUCUUAAUGUUAAUUGGAUACAUGGUAAAAGUUUGUUUUCACUUAAAAUUCUGUCAGCUAUAGCUGGUAGCGACUUGAAUUUUUUUUCAGAUAAGUGACUAUUGUCCAUUUUCUUAAAAAGCACAUUCUACCUAAACUCUUUGAAAAUUUACAUUUCCUGUUACUGAAACAUGAACAAAAUGUCCCUUGCUUAAGUUUUUGCUAUUACCAGUUUGUUCACACUUAGUAUUUUUUAUGUUGCAGAGCUGGAGAAAGAGAGAUGAUUUAGUAUAAAAGUUAAGUGUGCGUUUUCAUUUAUUUAAUUGCUAAGAAAAACACUAGACUAGUAGGAAAAUUGUAGGGUUGUUUUGAAUUCUUGCUCCUGGUUAAAUAUUGUCUACAAUUUAAACGUCUGUAAGCUGUUAUUCUAAAUGUAAAACUUGUUUUAUUUUGUGUGUGCAAAUGGUACAAUUUUAGUAAGAUGACAUUUGACUCUGGGGCAGUGUGUGGUAGAUUCCUAGAUGCCGCCAUCCUGAGAUGGCCUGCUGUGUUUAGAAUUAGCCACUUAAUUUCUUUUUUCUAUAAUGGGCAAAGUUUUUCUUGUACUUUUGAGAUUUUUUUAAAUCGACAAAUGGAAUAUAUUCUUUUUUAGUUGAAGAGUUACAGAGAAAGAGACAGAGACAGAGAGGGAGAGAUCUUCCAUCCAUUGAGUCACUCCCCAAAUGCCUGUAACAGCCAGGGCUGGGCCAGGAACUACAUGUGGGUCUCUCACAUGGGCGGCAGGGGCCCCAACACUUCAGCCAUCAUCCACUGCCUUCCCAGGUGCAUUAGCAGGGGGACCGGAUAGAAAGCAGAGCAGCUGGAACUAGAACCUGCACUCAGAUAGAGGAUGCUAGUGUUGCAAGUGGUACCUUACCCUUCUGUACCACAAUGCCAGACCCAUACUUUUGGAAUCUUAUAAUGUUUGUAAAAUAUUACUACCUGAUAUUAGAUUGUUCUGAUGGAUUUUAUAUACUUGCUGAAUAGAUAAUGAUAUGAACAUUUUUCAGCAAGUAUAUAUAGACUAGGCAUGCAUGCAAAAGCGGUUGUAAUUUUUUUCUUGGAAAAAGUACCAAGUGUUUGAAAGUUACAAUCAGAUGCCAUGAUUGAUAUUUAGACUUGUUUUCAAAACUUUUUUUUUACCUGAGGUUUUAUCUGUUAACUCACUAGUUUGCUGCUGUUACUUAUGUUAAAUAAUGUAUACUAUUUGGAAAUAGAUUUAUUUUUCAAGCCAUGACACUGGUUUCCUCUUGCAUAAUGUAUAUACUUGAAGAUGUAUGGAAAGGGAAGUUACAUUUGAGCCCUUAUAAAUGUUAAAAAUGUUUAAAAUCGGACUGUAAAGAAUAACCUCAGUUAGGAAGUGUAAUUGGAAGUGAGCUACAGUCUGAGCUACUGAUUUAACCUAUUGACUGUAUCACAUCACCUUCCUUACUCCCAGUUUGCCCCCAUGAUGUCAUUCUUUCCUUCGUGUGCCGGGAAAUGAAAAGUCUGCUGUAGAAUGCGUCUGAUGUCAGAAGCUCUUCAAAUGGAUACCAUUUUACCCAUCAGUCGAAUUUGAUUUGUUAGUGAAGAAAUUUAAAAUUGCCAUAAAUAAAAAUCUGCCUGUAUUUCA
Molecule: messenger RNA, 3382 nt
Organism: Lepus europaeus (European hare)
Lineage: Eukaryota; Metazoa; Chordata; Mammalia; Lagomorpha; Leporidae
Gene: VMA21
Product: vacuolar ATPase assembly factor VMA21
Exons: 3
Coding region: 92-397 (101 amino acids)
Biological process (GO): vacuolar proton-transporting V-type ATPase complex assembly
Cellular component (GO): endoplasmic reticulum membrane
Source: RefSeq, a predicted model, not a curated record